Molecule: messenger RNA, 1481 nt
Organism: Syngnathus acus (greater pipefish)
Lineage: Eukaryota; Metazoa; Chordata; Actinopteri; Syngnathiformes; Syngnathidae
Gene: ankrd49
Product: ankyrin repeat domain 49
Exons: 3
Coding region: 205-897 (230 amino acids)
Molecular function (GO): protein binding
Source: RefSeq, a predicted model, not a curated record
ACAGCUUUCUUUUGAAUCCAAAAAGCCGAGGGGUGACAAUUCUAAAUGUUGUGCACUCGUUCUUUAAAUAAGAAUUAAUUUUAUGACCAUGAUACUUGCGUGCGCUGCAUUUUAAAAUACGUUGUCUCGAUGUCCGUGUUUUAAUCGAACGCCAUCAAACAGCAGCAGACGUAAAGCCGCAAAUCUUGACAGAGACGCGUCAACAUGGAGUUUCCAGAUGAUUUUAACCAGUUAGAGCUUAUAAAUACACACAGCCACCUGAUUCCACGAGGGGCUCAUAGCCACUGGACUGGGAGUAAAGACGAGGAGGGAGAAACAGAGGAUGAAGAAGUCCAUAGUGAGGAGUGGUAUCUACAAAAAGAAGAAAGUCUCAAAGACAAACCAGCAGAACUCAUUCUCUGGGCUGCAGAAAACAAUCGCGUGUCCACAGUCCACAGAUUGUUAUCGGCAGAGGUCUCGUUGGUGCACAGCAGCGAUGAUGAUGCUUACACUCCCCUGCACCGGGCGGCCUAUAGCAACCACACGGCCGUGGCCGCUUCCUUGCUGGCUGCGGGCUCUAAGGUGAACUCUCGCACCAUUGACGGUUGGACGCCUCUCCACAGCGCGUGCCGCUGGGGCCAUGUCGCCAUGGCGACCUUGCUCCUGCAUCACGGCGCCGACGUCAACGCGCAGACCAACGGAGGUCUCACACCUCUGCACUUAGCGGCCUCGCACAGCAGUUCGGCCAAAAGCGACUGGCGCCACACUUUGGAGCUCCUCCUCUCUCAGCGCCACCUGAAGGCAGGGCUUCGCAGUUACAGCGGGGAGAGCGCCAGUGAGCUGGCUCGACGUAGCGGCCCCUAUCACUUCCUCUUUGAGAUGGUAGAAGACUGCGCUAGUAUACUUCCCAGCCUGUGAAUGUUUUCUUCAAGACCUCGGCGGUAGCCCUUGGACAAAUUCUUGUUAACUGUUUUUAAAAUGUCUUUAAUAAUGUCAAACUGCAUAAUCUGCUGUGGUCAAUGUGCUGAAGAUUCAACUUUCACAUUGAAUGUUUGUUGAAGUAAAACUGGCAAAUUCAGUUUGCGUUUUGUGUAACAUUGGAAAUGAACUGUGCUUUGAAUUAAUUGUUAUUAUGAUAUCUCUCCUGACAUUUUCCGAGGCAUGUUUUAAACUCAUAAGUAAGGAUACUGUGAAAAGCAUUGCUCUGUCUCCUAGCAACCUGAGCACAUCCGACGUGCAGGGCAAUUGUGUUAACAAUGAAGUUAAACUGCAAGUCAAUGUACCUAAUUAAAGUCGAUAUCUACAUAUUCUGAACCCUUGAGCCAGCCCAUUGACUAAAAAUAAAAACAGUAAAACUACAAGUGUUAAAAAUACAAUAAACGUUACCUACUCUGUUUUUCGAACUGUAAGACCUCGGACUGGUCUUUUGUGUGCUCCUGAUAAUCAAACAUCUGUCUGUGUAAUUACAAUUCGCUCUAUAAUAAAUAUGCACAGAAGCAACC